This is a messenger RNA of Pelagomonas calceolata, 1009 nucleotides long. Lineage: Eukaryota; Pelagophyceae; Pelagomonadales; Pelagomonadaceae. The record is from the annotation of a GenBank genome assembly.
CGAAAACACAACAACUUAACUACAAUCCCCGUCCAGGCACCGCUCGACGAGCGCGUCGCCGGCCGCGCGGCCCCCGUCGUACGUCACCUCGCGCCACGGCUCGACGAGCGCCACGUCCGCCGGAGUCAUCGCCGACCGGCGGAGCACCUUCGCCUGUCGCUCCUUGCACGGCCGGCCUCUGCGGUCGCGGUCGACGGCCUCGCUGCGCAGACUCGUGAGGAGACCACCAAUCAAAGCAUCGUCUCCCUGGAGCACGAGCGCUGCGCCCUCGCGGCGGCCGGGAACCACGGCCGUCGGCGCCAGGCGCGAAAACAAAACGGCUCGCAGGCCGCCCGCCCAUCGUUUCAGGCGCUCGGCGUACGGUCGCGCGUCGUUCAUGUGGUCAAUCACAAUAACACAGUACAUCGGCGGCGCCGUGGGCUCGCUGACGACAGAGGCGGACUCGGUGGCCGCCGCGUAGCAGGGCCCCGCUUCCUGCAGCACCGCGAGAACGCACUCCUCAUUGUCGCAAAAGGAGCUCAGCCGGCUCGCGACGUCCUCGCGCACCGAUCGCGGCAAUUGUGCCGCGUCGACGUCCACGAUCGGCGCUGCGCGGCCCGGGUAGCCGUCGGGCAGAACAACAUUCACAACAAGGCCGUCGACGCGCACGGAGAUGCUGUUCUCGGAACGCGAGCACACGUCAUCCCCGUAGAUCGCUGCGAUGGCGUCCAGCUCGGCUGCUCGGCGCUCCUGCGCUUCAGCGUGCUCUGCCAUCCGUAGUGUUGCGUGGAUUCGCUGCGAUGGCAAUAAUGCUAGGCCAUAAUGCGCCGGGCUGACAAGCCCUGCGACGGCGAGGUCAGCAUUUUGGCCAGCUAGACAUACUCAGCAAAACCCCCUCUCAGCCUGAUCACAUGAGACGUCGACACGCUCCGGCUAUAGUCAUCAUCUGCGCAGUGCAAGCGCGCUCUCCAGCACGCCAUCGACCCUGCUCAUAGAUCCCAAGCGGAUUCUCAAUCGCUUCGGGCGAUCG